Penicillium coprophilum is the source of this 879-nucleotide messenger RNA. RefSeq names its product spermidine synthase. The record is from RefSeq and is a predicted model, not a curated record. The coding region runs from base 1 to 879 and encodes 292 amino acids. NCBI's taxonomy places the organism in Eukaryota, Fungi, Ascomycota, Eurotiomycetes, Eurotiales, Aspergillaceae. Gene Ontology annotation, cellular component: cytosol. Gene Ontology annotation, biological process: spermidine biosynthetic process. Gene Ontology annotation, molecular function: spermidine synthase activity. The transcript is spliced from 3 exons.
AUGAGCGAGCUCACUCACCCCACCAUCGUGGAUGGCUGGUUCUCUGAGAAGUCCGGCAUGUGGCCCGGUCAGGCCAUGAGCCUCAAGGUCAACCAGAUCAUUCACCACGAGAAGUCCAAGUACCAGGAUGUCCUCGUCUUCGAGAGCAGCGACUACGGUACCGUUCUCGUUCUGGACAACGUUAUCCAGUGCACCGAGCGCGAUGAGUUCUCCUACCAGGAGAUGAUCACCCACCUCGCCAUGAACUCCCACCCCAACCCCGAGAAGGUCCUCGUCAUUGGUGGCGGUGACGGCGGUGUCCUCCGUGAGGUCGUCAAGCACGCCUCCGUCAAGGAGGCCACUCUUUGCGACAUUGAUGAGGCUGUCAUCCGUGUCUCCAAGAAGUACCUGCCCGGCAUGGCCAUUGGCUUCCAGCACCCUAACGCCCACACCCACGUUGGUGAUGGCUUCGAGUUCCUCAAGAACCGCCAGAACGAGUUCGAUGUUAUCAUCACUGACAGCUCCGACCCAGAGGGUCCCGCUGAGAGCCUCUUCCAGAAGCCCUACUUUGAGCUGCUCAAGUCUGCCCUUCGCGAGGGAGGUGUCAUCACUACCCAAGCCGAGAACCAAUGGCUCCACCUGGACAUGAUCGCCGAACUUAAGAAGUCCUGCAAGGAGGUCUUCCCCGUCGCCGAGUACGCCUACACCACCAUCCCCACCUACCCCUCCGGCCAGAUUGGCUUCAUGGUCUGCUCCAAGGACGCCACCCGCAACGUUCGUGAGCCCCUCCGCACCUGGACCGCCGAGGAGGAGCAGAAGCUCUGCCGCUACUACAACCAGGACAUCCACCGUGCCAGCUUUGUUCUGCCCAACUUCGCCCGCCAGAAGCUCGGCAACUAA